This is a messenger RNA of Mixia osmundae IAM 14324, 540 nucleotides long. RefSeq lists its product as uncharacterized. The record is from RefSeq and is a predicted model, not a curated record. NCBI's taxonomy places the organism in Eukaryota, Fungi, Basidiomycota, Mixiomycetes, Mixiales, Mixiaceae. The transcript is spliced from 7 exons. The coding region runs from base 1 to 540 and encodes 179 amino acids.
AUGAACCUGUUCGUGCUCUCAGCAUCAGUACUCUUGUUUUCGGCAACGAUCAUCAGCGCAGAGUCGCUUCACGAGCCUCAGACUUACGAGCUCGAUUUCAGCUACGAAGCUGUUUGUGAUCUACCGUCUCAUCUGCUUCCCUUUGGCAAUGGUGACGAUGAACGUCUGACCGCAACAGUCAAAGUAUGGAACGACGAGAUAGGACACGCUAGAUAUGAGAUUAUCGCCAAAACAGGCGUCAAUGAGACAGUGAGCGGUUUCUUCCCCACAGAAGAUGCUGUCGGUAUCGAGUUCGAGCUCAUGAGGCGGCCUUACAUCGAGACUUAUCACGAUUGCUGCCUUGGAACUUUGCGCGUGAUUCUGUCACUCUAUGCACACAAGCAUGACUUUGUCAAGCAAGGAGAGCUGUUCCAGCUGGAAUGUGGCGAUCACAUGUCAAUGGAUCAGGAAUGUGACAUGCACACCCUUGAUCAUCCUCCUCCGCUUACGCUUUGCGACUUUGAAUGGAUGAUCGUCAAAGAGUCCGUUGCCACGGAGUAG